Molecule: messenger RNA, 2404 nt
Organism: Sitophilus oryzae (rice weevil)
Lineage: Eukaryota; Metazoa; Arthropoda; Insecta; Coleoptera; Curculionidae
Gene: Dad
Product: mothers against decapentaplegic homolog 6
Exons: 7
Coding region: 246-1298 (350 amino acids)
Biological process (GO): BMP signaling pathway; transforming growth factor beta receptor signaling pathway; cell differentiation
Cellular component (GO): heteromeric SMAD protein complex
Molecular function (GO): transcription regulator inhibitor activity; I-SMAD binding
Source: RefSeq, a predicted model, not a curated record
ACCGUUGUGGAGAGUGUACGUCGCGUCUAGGCUCCGCCAGCCAACUCCGAUUUUUUAGCAAUUUUCCGCCCCUCAUUCGGCCAUUUAUUUACCGGAAACCUUCUCCUCUCGCUUCCAACAGUGUUACGGAUAGAUAUAAUAGUGAGUGGUGCUGCGAUCUAGAGGAGGAAAUUACAAUUGUGGCCCCCAAAUGUCCUUUAAAUUGUUGUUACCCGAACAAGCAGCGCGACACACACAGUCCCUUAAUGUUUAUGUCCAAACGUAAGAGAACAGCCAACAAGUUGAUCAGCAAGUGGAGGGCCAAUUUAAAUGGCCCUUCGGUCGUGGACAGGGGCCUGCUGGGAUCGGCAGCCGACGCCAGGGAGCAGGAUGUCCAGGAGUUACUCAAUAAGUUGGAGGACAACCAGAUGAAGAUGCUGCUGAAGGCGGUGAAGGACUGCGACCAGGACGGCGACUGCAUCCUGGUGUCCUCCAAGUCGUUCAGCGAGGCGCACGUGCAGUGUUGCCGCUUCUGGCGCUGGCACGACCUGCGCCAGGGCAGCGAGCUGCGCAGACUGCCCCAGUGCAGGUCGGCGCUGGACUCGGUCUACGUGUGCUGCAACCCCAACCACUGGAGCCGCCUUUGUCUACCGGAAACGCCACCACCUCCUUAUAGUCGAACUAGUAUAGAUAGGAUAAGACCUGAAGAUCGUGCACCAAGUGAAUUACCUUUUUUAACUAGGAAUUUUUGUGAAUCUCUAACUACAAGUGGAGAUUCGAGGAUGACCAGUCCUCUGGAGUGGUGUAAGCUGGCCUACUGGGAGCUGCGGGACCGGGUGGGCCAGCUCAUGCCCGUGGAAACCUACACGGUCAACGUUUUCGGCAAUGUACCUGACCGACUUGAAGGCUGGUGUCUGACGGAACUUGGACUGCAGAAUCUGAAGGCCACCGAAUCCGUUCUGAGCACGCGGGGUAAAAUUGGUUUAGGAGUGACCCUGUGCCGUGAAGCGGACGGAUCCGUGUGGCUGUACAACCGUUCCGACCAGCCCGUGUUCGUCAAUUCGUUGUACCUGGAGAGGGGCCUGGGCGCUGAUGCGCCGGGGCCCGUCCGCAUCCCCGCCGACCACUGUCUGCGCAUCCACGUGCCGGGCGCCCAGCAAAUGUUCGGCUGGGACAGUCUGGUCAAUUACCACGGGCCCAUGGGCGAUCCCAAUUCGAUAAGGAUCAGUUUUGUCAAAGGAUGGGGUACCAAGUACUCCCGGAGAGAGAUAACGUCCUGUCCGUGUUGGUUAGAAAUUCUUCUGGCGCCCUGUAGGUGAUGCAGAAGAAAUAUUUUUUCACUAAGAAUGGUCUAAAGGUGAACAGAAGACGUGAAAUUGUGUGAUAAAGACAUGGAAAACGCGAAUACUUUUAAUAUAUACAUGUAUUUUAGAAAUGGCCUUGAAUUUUUAACGUGUUAUACCGGGGUACUAAGAUUCCAGAAAUCAAAUUUCGGGUACGAUAGUACGAUAUAACCAUGUUGAACCAAUAACAAUGAAGUUAAAAUGAUGAUGUCUAUAAAAAAUAUGACAUGCUUAUAUCGACCAGACCCCAGUACUUUUCGUAGUACCCCCGUAAGAUUCCGUUAAAAUCUACUUUUUUUAAAGGAAACGUGUCAUUAUGCCAGUGCAUAAAAUAAGGCUGAAAGUACUUUUAAGAAAAUAUAAUGUCAUAGUCCGUCCCUAUAACUGUUUUUUUUGUACUUUUGUAAAACAAAAAGGAAAAAUUUUUAAAUUUCUCGUAAAAUUUUGUACCUUUCUAGGCGGCUGACUAAAAAAAUUAGUACUAUAUUGCGUUGUAUCGGACGUUGAAACUAAAGGUACGACUACACGUCGAGUCGAGACUAUGCCGUACUAUUUAUUGAUGCCUAAAGUGCCUCAAAACUUUUUCUUAUUUUGUUAAAAACAAAUAAUACUAAACAAGGCUUGGUACCGAUAGUUUUAACUUCCAAUAGCGACCAAAAUUUCGUACCAAUCUACAGGGUGUUUCAAAAUAAAUGACCCUAACCGACGCGAAAAACGGGCAUCUUAAAAUGUUGAUGUAAUUUUAAAGUUUAAUAUGGACACCCGAAAUACCUAGCCAAUAUAGUCUUUCGAAAGUCAAAGUGAAUUCAGUCGGUCUAAAAAAACUUUAUUAAAAAUUUCGAGUGCAUUAAUAGUAUCGUCGUGUAGUCAAAAAACAUUUCCUAUUUUUUUGACAAAAUAGUGAAGGUGCUUGUACUAGUCGGCCGAUUUUGAGGAUUUUGUAACCAAUUUGUAGCGAACUUAUUUGACUUUUCGUGUUUGAUAUUAACAUUUUAUCAACAUUUUGUUUUCCCUCGUAUAAUAGACAGCUGGAAACUUUCAUUUUUAAUGUAGAAAGAGAUACUGAAAAGUCAAAUAAUUCA